UUGACUGACGGGCCUCCCCGGUCGUCAGGGCGGUAAGCCGGUCGUCGGCUGCAGUGCGGCCGUGAGGAUCGGCAGGAUGAGGGACCCAGUGGGGUUUCUGCGGCGGCAGCAGGAAGCAGACAGCGGGGAUGCGGCCGAGCGCUGGCAGAGGAUGGAGACCUUUUACAACCGGAGGCUCUGGCAUCAACUCACAGUGGAGCUGCUGGAAUUCACACUGAUUCCCUGUUUCCCAUCUGGGGACAAUCUCUUACAGUUGUAUGAAAACUUCAUAAGUGAUUUUGAGCACAGAAUAAACCCUCUAUCCCUGGUGGAAAUUAUUCUGCGUGUGGUUCAACAGAUGAAUGAUGCACAAAUGGCAUUGUCUCUCUUGGAGAAAACUUGGGAGAAGGUAAAAGGUAAUGAUGAAGCCUUAAUUCUCUGCAAGACAGCCAUAGCUGCCAUAAAAAUCAAAAUCGGGGACCUCCAGGAAACCAAGGACAUCAUUGAAGAAAUUGACAAGAUGCUGGAGAAGAUGCCAGGGGUGACGUCAGUACACGGCCGCUUCUAUGACACUUCCUGCAGUUACUACCAGGUGGUGGGUGACCACGCGGCCUACUACAGGGAGGCUCUGCGGUAUCUCGGCUGUACCGAACUCUCUGACUUGUCAAUGGGCUCACAACAGCAGAGAGCAUUCACCCUCGGCCUGGCUGCCCUACUGGGGGAAGGCAUCUACAACUUUGGUGAACUGUUAAUGCACCCGAUCCUGGAAUCGCUGCGCGAUACGGAGAACCAGUGGUUGAUUGACACUCUAUACGCUUUCAACAGUGGGGAUGUGGAGACUUUCUUCUGCCUGAAGACCUUCUGGGGAUCUCAGUCAGACCUGGCCAAUAAUGAACAACGACUGAAGGAGAAACUCCAACUGCUCUGCCUAAUGGAGAUGGUGUUUACAAGACCAGCCAAUCAUCGGAAGAUGACAUUCCAGGAGAUAGCACAUCAGGCUAAGGUGCCUAUCAAUGAGGUGGAAAUGUUGGUGAUGAGAGCUCUGUCCGCUGGCCUGGUGAAAGGUAGCAUCGAUGAGGUGGACCACAAAGUCCACAUGACCUGGGUUCAGCCACGAGUAAUGGAUCUGCAACAGGUGUCCUAUAUGAAGCAACGACUGGAAGCCUGGUGCACUGAUGUGAAGAACAUUUCCUUUUUAGUUGAAGAUCAUGCACAUGAUGUUCUUGGCUGAAACCCUGCUGCAGUUUCCUAUGAUGUUGUGUUUGUUCAUGCAGAGUUUAAAAAGAAGCAUUCCCACAGUUCAUGUUCAUGUUUGCUGAGAAAACAAGUUAAUUUGUGUUAUUUCGCUGUGAAAUUUAAUAAAGAUACAGUUCUAUCUGCAUAUGGGACAUGGGUAGUGUUAAUU
Mobula hypostoma (lesser devil ray) is the source of this 1384-nucleotide messenger RNA. RefSeq names its product 26S proteasome non-ATPase regulatory subunit 13-like. The record is from RefSeq and is a predicted model, not a curated record. Gene Ontology annotation, molecular function: structural molecule activity. The transcript has 13 exons. Gene Ontology annotation, biological process: ubiquitin-dependent protein catabolic process. Lineage: Eukaryota; Metazoa; Chordata; Chondrichthyes; Myliobatiformes; Myliobatidae. Gene Ontology annotation, cellular component: cytosol; nucleus; proteasome regulatory particle, lid subcomplex. Bases 77 to 1210 code for a protein of 377 amino acids.